AUGGGUGGAGUUAAUCCGCGUAGGGCGGUGCUAUGUAUUGGUGGAGUUAAUCCGCAUAGGGCGGUGCUAGGUAUGUGUGGAGUUAAUCCGCAUAGGGCGGUGCUAGGUAUGGGUGGAGGUAAUCCGCAUAGGGCGGUGCUAGGUAUGUGUGGAAUUAAUCCGCAUAGGGCGGUGCUAUGUACGGGUGGAGUUAAUCCGCAUAGGGCGGCGCUAGGUAUGGGUGGAGUUAAUCCCCAUAGGGCGGUGCUAGGUAUUGGUGGAGUUAAUCCGCAUAGGGCGGUGCUAGGUAUGUGUGGAGUUAAUCCGCAUAGGGCGGUGCUAGGUAUGGGUGGAGUUAAUCCGCAUAGGGCGGUGCUAGGUAUGUGUGGAGUAAAUCCGCAUAAGGCGUUGCUAUGUAUGUGUGGAGUUAAUCCGCAUAGGGCGGUGCUAGGUAUGGGUGGAGUUAAUCCGCAUAGGGCGGUGCUAGGUAUUGGUGGAGUUAAUCCGCAUAGGGCGGUGCUAGGUAUGUUCGGAGUUAAGUUAGUGACAAUCUCAAUUAAACCGGGUCUUAUUGUUUUUGAUGUUUGGUUGCAUUUUACGCUUUAA
Mercenaria mercenaria is the source of this 585-nucleotide messenger RNA. RefSeq lists its product as uncharacterized. The record is from RefSeq and is a predicted model, not a curated record. Bases 1 to 585 code for a protein of 194 amino acids. NCBI's taxonomy places the organism in Eukaryota, Metazoa, Mollusca, Bivalvia, Venerida, Veneridae. The transcript has a single exon.